GUUAGAAGCUGGUUUCGCCUUGCAAACAACUGUCUCUCUCUCGCUCGCUAUUUUUUUCUUCAGGACAUUAUUUUUUGAUGGGUGUUGAAGGAGCAAAAAUGGCGUCGAAUCUCCUGAAAGCUCUGAUCCGAUCGCAGAUUCUCCCAUCUCCGAGGAGGAACUUUAGCGUGGCGGCGGCUAGCAUUCAGCUCGGCAUUCCAACAGACGAUUUAGUCGGAAACCACACGGCCAAAUGGAUGCAGGAUAGGAGCAAGAAGUCACCAAUGGAACUGAUCAAUGAGGUUCCACCUAUCAAGGUUGUUGGAAGGACUGCUGCUUGUGAAGGAGACACCAAUCCAGCACUGGGUCAUCCAAUUGAGUUCAUUUGCCUCGACCUACACGAGCCUGCCGUCUGCAAGUACUGUGGCCUUCGUUAUGUUCAAGAUCAUCAUCACUAAAGGCAACAUUCCGCAAGUGAAAACAUAACUAGUCUCUCUCCGUUUUUUUUAAUUGCAUUGUCUCAAGUUUGUGUAUCGCUUCUAUGAUGAUGCUCCGACAUCUUCAGAUAUCAUAUAUCUAAUAAAGGAUUCGAUCAAAUACAGGCAAGUGUGACUUUGUUUGAUCGCACUUGUCAGGUUGUUAACAUCCAAUAUUUUAUAUUUUCCAUGCCACUGAUCUCAAAUAAGGCUUGGGGAUUUGCUACA
Brassica napus (rape) is the source of this 683-nucleotide messenger RNA. Its product is annotated as NADH dehydrogenase [ubiquinone] iron-sulfur protein 6, mitochondrial-like. The record is from RefSeq and is a predicted model, not a curated record. Lineage: Eukaryota; Viridiplantae; Streptophyta; Magnoliopsida; Brassicales; Brassicaceae. Bases 78 to 437 code for a protein of 119 amino acids. Gene Ontology annotation, biological process: mitochondrial electron transport, NADH to ubiquinone. The transcript is spliced from 3 exons.